AAAAUAGUUGGGCAAGAGGGCCCAAAGAGAAAAAAAAUGUGGAGUGUAAUUAGCAGAAGCUCAGUGAGUAGUCUGAGUACACUUCCCUCUAUCAACAAAUUCACCUCCUUCUCAUCAAAAUCGCCCUUUCCAUCUCCCAAGCUUCUUCAUAUGGCUUCCUCUUCUUCUAACAGCAACAACAACAACAACAACAACAACAACGACGACCCAGAUAAUGCUUCUGUUUCUCCCUCUUCUGCUAUCGAUUUUCUCACUCUCUGCCACAGUCUCAAGACAACGAAAAGGGCAGGGUGGGUGAAGAAAGAUGUGCAAAACCCAGAAUCAAUUGCUGACCAUAUGUAUCGUAUGGGGUUAAUGGCUCUUAUUUCUUCCGAUAUGCCUGGUGUUAAUCGCGAUAAGUGUGUGAAGAUGGCUAUUGUACAUGAUAUGGCUGAAGCAAUUGUUGGUGAUAUUACACCUUGCGAUGGGAUUUCCAAGAUGGAAAAGAACCGUAGAGAAAGUGAAGCACUUGACCAUAUGUGCAAUCUCCUUGGUGGAGGAUCGAGAGCCAACGAAAUACAUGAUUUAUGGAUGGAGUAUGAAGAAGGCGCAUCACUCGAAGCAAAGGUUGUCAAGGAUUUCGACAAAUUGGAGAUGAUACUUCAGGCGUUAGAGUAUGAAAAAGAACAAGGGAAGGAUUUGGAGGAGUUUUUUCAGUCCACUGCUGGGAAAUUCCAGACUGAUAUCGGCAAAGCAUGGGCAUUGGAGAUAGCAUCAAGAAGAAAUAAAAACUAAGUAGAGCAGCAGCAUUUUUCAGCCUGCUUGGAGCUUUGCUUUGCAACAUCAUAAGGUCUGAUGCUUUACAUGUUCAGUUCAUUUAAAUAUCAUUAGAAGCUGGUGGUCUCAGGACAGUUGUUAUUCUGAGGAAAAUGUGCUUUGUCAACUAGUCUAUGACUAAUGCAGUAAUGCUAGCACUAAUUCAAGAGAACUCCAUCAACAUUGGUUGUUGAUUUUACGUCUUUUCUGUAUCGACAUCUUAUUUGAGAGCAUCUUAUUGACAAAAUGAAGCCCUUUGUGUACAUUCUAGUUACAGGGAAUUGAACCUCGAACACUGAGGUUGGAUUGUUGGAAGGUGCCUUUCUUUCUGUUAA
Molecule: messenger RNA, 1130 nt
Organism: Spinacia oleracea (spinach)
Lineage: Eukaryota; Viridiplantae; Streptophyta; Magnoliopsida; Caryophyllales; Amaranthaceae
Exons: 8
Coding region: 37-774 (245 amino acids)
Cellular component (GO): cytoplasm
Molecular function (GO): 5'-deoxynucleotidase activity
Source: RefSeq, a predicted model, not a curated record